AUGUCCAAUCGUAGCGAGAGUCAAAAACGAGCAGCCGAGACUGCUCAGGCUGUUCCUCGUGCUAAGGGCAAAGCUGCUGCCGGCAAUCCGUCCGAGGUUCCAGAAAGUAUUGGGGCUAACGCCGGCGGAAUGGGUCCUUUUUCCCGCUCUCGCUGGACGCAAAAAGAAAGAGAUUAUUUAUUGCUUCAGAUCUGUCUCCAAGCAGGAGGGAAAGGUUUCGCCCCAAAGUGGGAAGCUAUAGAUGUCCCUGGUCGUACCGAGAAAGCUCUCCAGAACAUUUGGGGCGAUAUUAAGAAGUCUGCUGCUGAGCCAAUUGCACAUGCUGGGGAAUCUAAGGAAGACGAUGAUAGCAAUGACAACGGUAAUAACGCCGCUGAGAAAGCUGGAGAAGGUGCCAUUCAGAAGAAACCGAAGGUCGCUAAGAAGGUUGCCGUCAAGGCUAAAGCCAACGAGGCUAAGGGUGAUGCUAAACAAAAGCUUGUUGUCGAUGAUGCUGGUUAA
Messenger RNA from Sclerotinia sclerotiorum 1980 UF-70, 501 nucleotides. RefSeq lists its product with no specific name. The coding region runs from base 1 to 501 and encodes 166 amino acids. The record is from RefSeq and is a predicted model, not a curated record. The transcript is spliced from 4 exons. NCBI's taxonomy places the organism in Eukaryota, Fungi, Ascomycota, Leotiomycetes, Helotiales, Sclerotiniaceae.